CCGUUUCAAGAUGGCGGACGACAGUGAGACAGCAGCGAGGCGGCCGCCGGCGAGGCCUCAGCGGCCGCCGGCGGAGGAGAACGACCGCGAGCACUGCAGCGACUGCGAGAACGAGGCGGAGCGCGGCUCGAACCGGGGUGGCUUGAGUCCAGCGAACGACAGUGGAGCCAAAAAGAAGAAAAAGAAACCAAAACGGAAGAAAGAGAAAGGAGGAGACCAACCUGAGCAGGCUCAGGACCAGCCAGUGAAGGUCAACUCUUUGCCUGCUGAGAGGAUCCAGGAGAUUCAAAAAGCCAUCGAGCUCUUCUCUGUAGGCCAGGGCCCUGCCAAAACCAUGGAGGAAGCCAGCAAGCGCAGCUACCAGUUCUGGGACACGCAGCCGGUGCCCAAGCUAGGAGAAGUGGUGAACACCCACGGUCCCGUUGAACCAGACAAAGACAACAUCCGCCAGGAGCCAUACACCUUGCCCCAAGGCUUCACCUGGGACGCCCUGGACCUUGGGGAUAGAGGCGUGCUGAAAGAGCUGUACACGCUUCUCAACGAGAACUACGUGGAAGACGACGACAACAUGUUCCGCUUCGACUACUCUCCCGAGUUCCUGCUGUGGGCCCUGCGUCCCCCAGGCUGGUUGCCCCAGUGGCACUGUGGUGUCCGAGUUGUUUCCAGCAAGAAGCUGGUUGGAUUUAUCAGCGCAAUUCCAGCCACAAUCCACAUCUAUGACACAGAGAAGAAGAUGGUGGAGAUAAACUUCCUGUGCGUCCACAAAAAGUUGCGCUCAAAACGAGUGGCUCCAGUUCUGAUCCGUGAGAUCACGCGGCGGGUUCAUCUGGAGGGAAUAUUUCAGGCUGUUUACACAGCGGGAGUGGUGCUGCCGAAGCCUGUGGGGACUUGCAGGUACUGGCACCGCUCCCUGAAUCCUCGGAAACUCAUCGAGGUCAAAUUCUCCCACCUGAGCAGGAACAUGACUAUGCAACGUACCAUGAAGCUUUACCGGUUGCCCGAGACUCCCAAGACUCCCGGCUUGCGGCCAAUGGAGCAGAAAGAUAUCUCUGCAGUGCACAAGCUGUUGACCGAGUACCUGAAGCAUUUCCACCUGACACCCAUCAUGAGCCGAGAGGAGGUGGAGCACUGGUUCUUACCUCAGGAGAACAUCAUCGACACCUUUGUGGUAGAGAGCGCCCAAGGGGAGGUGACAGACUUCCUGAGCUUCUACACGCUGCCCUCCACCAUCAUGAACCACCCAACUCACAAGAGUCUGAAAGCUGCUUACUCCUUCUACAACGUUCACACCAAGACGCCUCUCAUUGACCUCAUGAGCGAUGCUCUCAUCCUCGCCAAGUCGAAAGGAUUCGACGUCUUCAAUGCACUGGAUCUCAUGGAAAACAAAACCUUCCUGGAGAAGCUGAAGUUUGGGAUCGGGGACGGGAACCUGCAGUAUUACCUGUACAAUUGGAAGUGUCCCAGCAUGGCACCAGAGAAGGUCGGACUGGUGUUGCAGUAAGCGAACCCGACGAGGAGAGCGCAGCGCCGCGGAGGAGCCUGGCCCAGCAGAGGGGCUGCCCUCGCUGCUUCUGCCAAAACCGGAGCCGCGUGCGGAGCGGUGGAAGCAAGCCAGCCACGCAGACACCGGCUGAUUUUAACGACUGUGUCACGCAGUGCCGGCCACGGCUUCCCCAGUGCCGGCAGUGGUCUCCUUUGUUUUGAUUUAAUUGCAUCCUCGUAAAGACGUGAUCAAGGGAAUGUAACUGCUGAAACUAGCUCAUGAUUGGCAUAUAAUGGAGUUAACGGGUGAAUAAUAAAAGUAUAUAUUAUAUAUAUUUUAAA
Messenger RNA from Cygnus atratus (black swan), 1824 nucleotides. RefSeq names its product N-myristoyltransferase 1 (gene NMT1). Gene Ontology annotation, biological process: N-terminal peptidyl-glycine N-myristoylation. Lineage: Eukaryota; Metazoa; Chordata; Aves; Anseriformes; Anatidae. The coding region runs from base 11 to 1501 and encodes 496 amino acids. The transcript has 12 exons. The record is from RefSeq and is a predicted model, not a curated record. Gene Ontology annotation, cellular component: cytoplasm. Gene Ontology annotation, molecular function: glycylpeptide N-tetradecanoyltransferase activity.